Messenger RNA from Diachasmimorpha longicaudata, 1584 nucleotides. RefSeq names its product intraflagellar transport protein 52 homolog (gene IFT52). Gene Ontology annotation, biological process: cilium assembly; intraciliary transport. The transcript has 6 exons. Bases 175 to 1437 code for a protein of 420 amino acids. NCBI's taxonomy places the organism in Eukaryota, Metazoa, Arthropoda, Insecta, Hymenoptera, Braconidae. The record is from RefSeq and is a predicted model, not a curated record. Gene Ontology annotation, cellular component: intraciliary transport particle B; cilium; centriole.
UAUUGUGAUUGGUUGGCCUCCCUGGGCCAAUUACUGAGUGACUUUUGACGUCUCUAGUGUUGUGAUCGGUUGUUAUUGACAACGAUAACGGGUUUUACUGCGAAAAAUAUUGGAAUAGUACUUGCUUUGACAUUUCUCUCAAUUACGAUAAUUUAUUGUCGAUAUUAUUUAAGCAUGAAUUCGGCUGUAGAUAGUGCGGAAAACGACAAGCAUGUUAUUAUUUUCGAUGCUUCGAAGAAUGAGAGAAGACUCAACGAAGAAUUCAAGAUUUUACAGAGGAAGCUGAAGCAGAAGUGGAAAUUUGUCGAGAAUAAUGAAGUAUUAUCUCAAGAGACUUUGGCCAACGGCCAAGUCCUGGUGCUGGCCGAGCCGCGGAGUAAAUUCACGGAACUGGAGAUGAAUUCAAUCAGAGGAUUCAUAAAUGGUGGAGGAAAUGUCCUAGUGAUGCUUAGUGAAGGGGGAGAAAAUAAAUUGAAUACUAAUAUCAAUUUUUUGCUCGAAGAGUUUGGAAUCAUGGUGAACAACGACUUCGUCGUGAGAAUGAAUUACAAUCAAACACUGCAUCCUAAGGAGUGCACCAUCACCCAGGGGUUAUCAAAUAAUUCGAGAUUUGUACAUAAUCGCGACGACUUCACGCAUAUAAAUUUCAUUUAUCCUUAUGGGGCGACAUUGAAUGUCGUGCAACCUUCAACAGUGGCCCUAUCAACGGGUACCCUAGCCACCCCAAUGAAUAGACCAGUUUGUGCGUAUUACUCAUCACCCACGAGUACAGGAAAACUAGUCGUUCUAGGCUCCUCUCGGUGUUUGACUGAUUGCUAUAUCGAGAAAGAGCAAAACGAAAUCUUAAGAGAUAUGAUAUUUCAAUUCUUUCAGUCCCAAGAACAAGUGUCCAAGAGUUUUCAUUUGGACGAAAUUGAGUAUCCAGACUAUACGUAUGUCCCGGACAUCACAAUAGAAGCGGAAAACCCAAAAGUCUGCAUUCAGGAUCUCGACACCAUAGACAUACCCCGAGAGUAUACAAAACUUUUUAAACACCACUUCUACUCCAUUAAUUUGUCAAUGGUUCCCGAGUGCAUUAAAGCUUACGAAGUUCUUGGAGUUGACCACGAUCCAUUGACCCUCAUAAGGCCACAUUUCGAGACACCAUUACCACCUACGCAGCCCUCAGUCUUUCCCCCGAGUUUCCAAGAGCUACCUCCCCCUGCCCUGGAGCUCUUUGACCUCGAUGAGGAAUUCAGUUCCGAUUUACUCAAACUGUCGCAACUGACAAAUAAAUACAUUCUAUUGACAGGCUCCUCAGACGAGUCUGAGCUCGAUUACUACAUUCGCGAGUUCGGGGAGAUAAUCAGAAUUAACAAUUCACCAAUUUCCACGUCCAAACAAGUACUUAAUCAUAUAUUUCAAAAAUUGAGUAGCUACAAAGCAAUGCAUAAUUAACUGACGAACCUGCCAUUCCUACCUAAGAUUCCAAAUCGACGAUGAAUUUAUAUGAUAUUAAUAGGCUUCAGUAAAUGUAUGCGUUAAAUAAAUUGAAUGAAUUAAUUCAAUUAAAUGGAAUAAUUAUUUUUUUUAUUUUAUCCAAUU